AUGGCGAAAAAGCGUCGGGUUGAGCGUCCGCCCCGCACUGAGGAGUCUGAGUCGAGCGAGAAACUGGUAAUUGCUCUGGAUUUUGGAACCACGUACUCUGGUGUUGCAUUUUGUUUUGCGAACCAGUACGACGCAAAGCCAGCGGCCAUCAUGGAUUGGUCAGGACAUCGCGGGAUAUCUGUACCGAAGAUUCCCACUGUCAUUGCAUAUGACAAGCAACGGCCGGAUGUUUUCAAAUGGGGAGCAUCUGUUGACGCCGCCGACCCUAGCAUCGUUGGCAUCAAGCUUCUCCUCGACCCCGAACAGGGGAGACCAAUGUACCUACCUGCCACGAAUGCUAGAAAAUACAUCAGAAUGCUUCCGAAACCACCUGUCAAAAUUGCUGCAGAUUUUAUCGGAGCCAUAUACAGCCACGCUUUGGCUGAAAUUUCCAAGACCGUGCCCAAGGCAUACAUGGAGCUAUGCUCCAAAGAAUUUGUCCUGUCUGUCCCAGCUGUUUGGUCUGAUGCUGCCAAAAACGCCACGCUACUAGCUGCAAAAGAAGCUGGCAUUCACCCAGUUACGCUCAUCAAAGAGCCUGAGGCGGCUGCCUUACAUACUGUCAAGGCACUGGACUUUUCCAUCAAAAAGGGCGACGCCUUUGUCGUUUGCGAUGCUGGCGGUGGAACCGUCGACCUCAUCACAUACGAGGUGCACCAGCUCGUACCGAAUCUGCAGGUCAAGGAGCUAGUUCCAGGCACGGGAGGUAUGGCUGGAUCCCUUGGCCUGAACCGGCGCUUUGCGCAAGCAGUGCAAAAUCUUGUUGGUGACGAGCAGUGGUUCCCUCUGAAGAAAAGCAAGGCCUGGGUCAUUGCUCAGAGACAAUUUGACCAAGAGGUCAAGAGAGCCUUCAGAGGCGAGCCCGACGAAGAAUAUUUCGUCAACUUCCCUAUGGCUGACCUUGAAGACGAUCCAAAAGUGGCCUGGUGUCCAACACCUGGAGGAUGA
Molecule: messenger RNA, 987 nt
Organism: Metarhizium album ARSEF 1941
Lineage: Eukaryota; Fungi; Ascomycota; Sordariomycetes; Hypocreales; Clavicipitaceae
Product: Heat shock protein Hsp70
Exons: 5
Coding region: 1-987 (328 amino acids)
Molecular function (GO): ATP-dependent protein folding chaperone; ATP binding
Source: RefSeq, a predicted model, not a curated record